ACACUCUUGUUUCCAUUAAAGUUUGCAGUUUGAAACUUUGCCUGAGAGUGAGUUUUUGUAAUAAAAAUAAAAAAAAAGGAUAUCUGUUUUUGAGAUAGAGAAAGAAACAAGAGAUGGAAGAGAAAGCAGCACCUACUGAUACUACAUCAAAUGAAGCCAUGGCAACUGUUGCUGAGAAGGCCCCCAUCACUGCCCAGAGGAAGGUCCGAUCGGACCUCGAUACUAAGCUUCCCAAGCCCUACCUCGCUCGAGCGAUGGCAGCACCAGAUGCAGAGAAUGUGAAUGGAACAUGGGGACACAAGCAUCGUAACAUGUCUGUGCUUCAACAACAUGUAGCCUUCUUUGACCAGGAUGAUGAUGGCAUUAUCUACCCUUGGGACUCUUUUAAAGGAUUCAAAGCCAUUGGUUUCAAUGUGGUGGCUUCUUUCAUCCUGAUGAUAUUUAUUCAUGGAUCUAUGAGUUAUGCCACUCUACCUACUUGGUUACCUUCACCAUUCUUUCCUAUUUACAUCCAAAACAUACAUAAGGCCAAGCAUGGAAGCGAUUCAGCGACCUAUGACACAGAGGGGAGGUACAUUCCAGCUAAUCUUGAGAACAUAUUCAGCAAAUAUGCUCGUACAGUCCCUGAUAAGCUUUCCUUCAAGGAAAUUUGGCACAUGACUGAAGCCAAUCGCGACGCAUUCGAUUUCUUCGGCUGGUAUGCAAGCAAGAUCGAAUGGGGAGCUCUAUAUAUGCUUGCAAAGGAUACAGAAGGUUUCCUAACAAAAGAAGCUGUGAGACGUUGCUUUGAUGGAAGUUUAUUUGAGUAUUGUGCUAAGGAGAAAAAGGGUGCUGCUACCAAGAAGAUGGCUUGAAUAAUUCAUCUUCUCUUCACUCAUUUUUAAAAAUAUUUGCGUCAUCAUUGAAUUGAAACUUUUAUAUAUCAUUCAUGUUUAAAUGUAAGUUUGGGAACAUUGAUUAUUCAUGGCUUAGAAGCAUAUAUACAAGCCUGUACUCAAUCAUAAGGUUUUGGUGAAUGGAGGCUCUACUUCUUGUCUACAAAGAACAAGUUUCAAAGUAUAUAAAACGCUCUUCUUUUAAGAAGGAAAAAAAAAGAAAAAAAGAGCACCAUUUCAAAGCAUAAA
Molecule: messenger RNA, 1124 nt
Organism: Camellia sinensis
Lineage: Eukaryota; Viridiplantae; Streptophyta; Magnoliopsida; Ericales; Theaceae
Product: putative peroxygenase 3
Molecular function (GO): calcium ion binding; monooxygenase activity
Source: RefSeq, a predicted model, not a curated record